AACAGAUUCAGGAAGAGGCCCUUUCUGAAAAGAAUCCACGGAAGAGGGAUUUUAUGAAUGGCAUUAGGACAUGAGCAAGGAUUUGGAGCCCCCUGUUUAAAAUGCAAAGAAAAAUGUGAAGGCUUCGAGCUGCACUUCUGGAGAAAAAUAUGUCGUAACUGCAAGUGUGGCCAAGAAGAACAUGACAUCCUUUUGAGCAGUGAAGAGGAUCGAAAAGUGGGGAAACUUUUUGAGGACACCAAAUACACCACCCUGAUUGCAAAGCUAAAAUCCGACGGAAUUCCCAUGUAUAAACGCAAUGUGAUGAUACUGACUAACCCUGUUGCUGCCAAGAAGAAUGUGUCCAUCAACACAGUUACCUAUGAGUGGGCCCCUCCUGUCCACAAUCAGGCCCUGGCCAGGCAGUACAUGCAGAUGCUGCCCAAGGAGAAGCAGCCCGUGGCCGGCUCGGAGGGGGCACAGUACCGCAAGAAGCAGCUGGCAAAGCAGCUCCCCGCCCAUGACCAGGACCCAUCCAAGUGCCACGAGCUGACUCCCAGGGAGGUAAAAGAGAUGGAGCAGUUUGUGAAGAAAUACAAGAAUGAGGCGCUGGGAGUAGGAGACGUCAAACUGCCGCAGGACGUGAAUAACGCCCAGGACCCCGAUACGGCGUGCAUCCCGGGUGGUGACCAAAUCGGCGCAGCCGCCGUGGGCACCGUGGAGGACAAAGCUGCCGAGAACAGGGCACCUCAGUAUUCCUGCUAUUGCUGUAAGCUGAGCAUGAAGGAGGGUGAUCCUGCUGUGUACGCCGAGAGAGCCGGCUACAGUAAGCUCUGGCACCCAGCGUGCUUUGUGUGCAGUACCUGUGGGGAACUCCUGGUGGACAUGAUCUAUUUCUGGAAGAAUGGGAAGCUGUACUGCGGCCGGCACUACGGGGACAGCGAGAAGCCACGCUGUGCUGGCUGUGACGAGCUCAUAUUCAGCAACGAAUAUACCCAAGCCGAAAACCAAAAUUGGCACCUGAAACACUUCUGCUGCUUUGACUGUGACAACAUCCUAGCUGGGGAAAUCUACGUGAUGGUCAACGACAGGCCGGUGUGCAAGCCCUGCUAUGUGAAGAAUCACGCCGUGGUGUGCCAAGGCUGCCACAAUGCCAUCGACCCCGAGGUGCAGCGGGUGACCUACAACAACUUCAGCUGGCACGCCUCCACCGAGUGCUUCCUGUGCUCCUGCUGCAGCAAGUGUCUCAUCGGGCAGAAGUUCAUGCCAGUGGAAGGGAUGGUCUUCUGCUCGGUGGAAUGUAGGAGGAUGAUGUCCUAGGA
Molecule: messenger RNA, 1301 nt
Organism: Elephantulus edwardii (Cape elephant shrew)
Lineage: Eukaryota; Metazoa; Chordata; Mammalia; Macroscelidea; Macroscelididae
Gene: TES
Product: testis derived transcript (3 LIM domains)
Exons: 7
Coding region: 58-1299 (413 amino acids)
Molecular function (GO): zinc ion binding
Source: RefSeq, a predicted model, not a curated record